UGCUUGUUUCCUAGGUCCUGACAGCACCAUCCGGCUGGAGGGAGUCGACACUGGCUGCUUGUUUUCUAUAUACAAGGGACUUUUGGAUAUUUUUUGUUUUUAUUCAUAUUUUCCUUUAAUGGAUGUAUGUGUGUGCUGCGUAAAGAGAUAGUGUGCGGAACAAACUGAACACACGGGAUCCAAUGGGGAAAAUAAGUUGACUGUGCUGUCGGAAGAAUUUGUUUUCCUCGUUUCCAGAAAUAAAUAUAGCACAUUUUAUCAACAUGAUUUGGAUUUCUGGAGUCUGGGGUUGCGGGAAUUGUGACAUCUGAGGGAGGACAGCGGUCCGUAGCCCAUUUCUACAAGACAUCGUAAACGGCAACAUUGUAUCACAUCUCGGUAGCGUUCUCGCUUUGCUUGGGUCUAUUUGUUCUUGCAGCCGAGUCUACUGCUACAUAAUAUUGUAAUUGUUGUUAUAUGCGGAACAUUUGAAGUCUCCCAUACUGUUUUGCAACGCUUACUACAAGUGUCUAUCAAGCAAACAACGGUAGCUUGACCUAAAGCCGAAUAACUUCUGCAAACUGCAUGCAGCACAGGCGGUGGGAACAACGGCGUUGCUGGACCAGACAAUAUGGCAAACUUGAGUAAUGAAAGAUGAAUGCUGUGCUAUUUCCCAUGUGAUACAUAUCGGUUUCCCUUUUAAUAUCAAGAAGGGGAAAUUGACCGAGUUUUGUCAGUGGAGAGGAGAACGCCACUUCCAACAUGAGGGAGACCUAGGGCCGCGGAUAAUUUAUUUAUUGUGGGGGGUGCGGGUUCUUUUCUGUCGCAUUUUUUAUUUAAAAAUUUUAACAAAAUAUACAUCAUUUACAUUUUAAUUAUUGCAAUAGUUUAGUGGCCUAUCUGCUAUCGGUGCAUGCGGAAGAAAAUGUAAUUACGAGAACUAGGUCAGAUCCGUGUAAUGAUAAAGCUUUUAGGGAGAGUGAGGUUGAUCUCAGAAUUAUAGCUGACAUGUUUAUUUAAUUCAAACCUUUUCAAGUUGGUUUUGUUGAUUUUAUGCAUCGGGUCACAACCAAUGACCAGUUAAGCAUCAUCUGCCCAAUCCUAUAGCCUACCUUCACCUGGGAUAUUAUUUUCGCGUAAAAUAAAAGGCGCAUUUUCACCUAUAUCCCUCCUUUUCCUUUCUUUUUUAUUGUUAUUGAGUGAAUGGCUUUGUGCGGAACAACGGCUGCCAAUGCCGCAAAAAUGAUGGCUGCAUACAACGGUGGCGCCUCGGCAGUUGCUGCCCAUCACCCGCACCAUCACCACCAACUACCGCAUCUCCCACCUCCCCAUCUCCACCACCAUCACCACCCGGGCCAGCAUCACUUGCAGCACCCCGGCUCUGCCGCCGCUGUCCACCCUGUACAACAACACGCUUCUACAGCUGCAGUGGCAGCCGCGGUAAUGCUGAACCCGAGCCAGCAACAACCAUACUUUCCCUCGCCAGCUCCUGGACAAGCCCCCGGCCCGGCAGCGGCAGCGGCACCUGCCCAAGUUCAAGCUGCGGCUGUCAAAGCUCACCACCACCAUCAUCAACACUCACACCACUUACAGCCGCAGUUGGACAUAGAGCCCGACAGACCCAUCGGCUAUGGAGCUUUUGGGGUGGUCUGGUCAGUGACGGACCCCCGGGAUGGAAAGCGUGUCGCCCUCAAAAAGAUGCCCAACGUCUUCCAGAACCUCGUCUCCUGUAAGAGGGUCUUCCGCGAGCUGAAGAUGCUGUGCUUCUUCAAACAUGAUAAUGUGCUCUCGGCUCUCGACAUCCUACAGCCUCCACACAUCGACUACUUUGAGGAAAUCUAUGUGGUGACAGAACUGAUGCAGAGUGACCUCCAUAAGAUCAUCGUGUCACCUCAGCCACUCAGCUCAGACCACGUCAAAGUGUUUCUCUAUCAGAUCCUCCGAGGACUGAAGUACCUGCACUCAGCUGGCAUCCUACAUCGAGACAUCAAACCUGGCAACCUCCUGGUCAACAGCAACUGUGUGCUUAAGAUCUGUGACUUUGGGCUGGCGCGGUUGGAGGAGCUGGACGAGUCUCGUCACAUGACUCAGGAGGUGGUGACACAGUAUUACCGUGCGCCAGAAAUCCUCAUGGGCAGCCACCAUUACACCAACGCCAUCGACAUCUGGUCUGUAGGAUGCAUCUUCGCCGAGCUACUGGGCCGACGCAUCCUGUUCCAGGCCCAAAGCCCCAUCCAGCAGCUGGAUCUUAUCACGGACCUACUGGGCACUCCCUCUCUGGAGGCCAUGAGGACAGCGUGUGAGGGGGCCAGGGCCCACAUCCUCAGAGGACCACACAAACAGCCAUCCCUUCCUGUCCUGUACACCCUGUCCAGCCAGGCCACCCACGAAGCUGUCCACCUCCUGUGCAGGAUGCUUGUGUUCGAUCCGUCGAAGCGGAUCUCAGCGAAGGAUGCCCUGGCCCACCCCUACCUGGACGAGGGCCGACUGAGGUACCACACCUGCAUGUGUAAGUGCUGCUACACCACCUCCUCUGGUCGCGUCUACACCAGCGACUUCGAGCCCGUCACCACACCCAAGUUUGACGAUGGCUUCGAGAAGAAUCUGACCUCCGUCAGACAGGUCAAAGAGAUCAUUCACCAGUUCAUCCUGGAGCAGCAGAAGGGGAACAGAGUGCCGCUCUGCAUCAACCCCCAGUCAGCCGCUUUCAAAAGCUUUAUCAGUUCCACUGUGGCCCAGCCCUCUGAGAUGCCCCCGUCCCCCCUGGUGUGGGAAUAGCUGCUGUCUGGGACACGACCCUGCCCAUGGCCCACGCUGGACUACUGAGGACAAGAAGAAGAAACCCCAACCUGCGUAGCAUUUCACUGGAGUCUAGGACUAGCAAUGUCCACUGUGUGUGUACUGUAAUACUAACUAUGAAGUUUUAAAAUGAACCCAACCAACCACUGCUGACUGGGUUAUGGAGGGACUUUUAGGGUGUGCUAUGUAUACAAGUGUAUACCCACACUGCUCUGUAGAUGCAAACCCACUAAUGAAUGCACACACACAUGUGCAUACAAACAUUGUGCAGAGGUGGUAUAAGAGCCACCCUUGUGUGCUUGAAAGUGUGUGUAAAGCCAGGGAUGAGAAAGAGGCAGUAUGCUACAGAGAGUCCUCGUAGUCUGCCUGCAGUCCCAGAGGGCAACGCACAGCUCCCAUCCACUUCCAUACACGCAUAGUCGUCACUUAUUUAUUAAAGGAGGGAGACGGGGUCCGGAAUGGGUGUUGUUUUAUGUAUAGAACGAGAUUUAAGACUGUACCUACUCACGCUAGCUAAUCCACCCCCCCGAGAAAUCAUAGAGUUCAAUUAGAGAUGAAGCUUUUUAUUUAUUUGUGGUGUACUGUUAAACAGUAUAGUCAGAGGAUUUCAUUGUUUGUUUUUUUGUUAAAUUUUUUUCUGCUCCAUUGCUGUAUGCUCUAUGCCUGCUGUCUCCCGGGUUAGAAGUCAGUAUUUGUGAAGAGAUGUGUGCUCUGCAUGCCAUUUGGUUGCGAUACAUAUGGCGAGAACCCCUCACACGGCACACCCACUCGCACACCUAACCCAAAUGUGGGCAUGUGGAAGUAUGGCACUGUGUCAGUAUUAGCUGGGUAAAAUGAGGUAACCCUGGAAUGUGGUUGCUUCAAAGAAUAGACUAUUAGUGCGAAGAGCCACUGAGAGCUGAAGUACUGUAGCAUGACGGGGGACAGAGAGGCAGUAGUUUAGGGUACAUAUUGAUAUUGUGGGAUUCGCACAGGUUUUGUGCUACAGUAACAAGAAGGCCAUGUUGGGGUGCUACUUGGUCGUUGCAUUUUCUCUCUGGAGACUCUGAGAGACCGAAUUCAAGUAAUCUGCUGUUAGACAUACUGUACCAUAUGAACAGGCAUGUUAAGAGUAUAAAGGAUACAGACAUUCACUGGUUCCCCUGCCAUGUCUGCUGAAUCUAUAGUCCUACCAUACACUGUCCAUGUUCUGUCAAUACAUACCUAGUUGAAGACAGACAAGCAAAAUAAUACGAAGAUCAGCCAAACCAAAAUAAUACAAUUAUUCUAAAGAGAAAGCGAAACCAAGAUUUAAAAAAAUAGAUGUUUGAUGAUACGAGGGGAUGUUGCCAUUCCUUGAAGACAUUCAUUCAUUUCUGUAGGGUUGCUUAUACGUGUGUCCUGUCACAUGCGAAUAAGAAUGUUUAACUAACUACAGUGAGUUGCUUUGGUGAGGGUUUGUCACCUUAUCAAGGGAAUGGUGUCAAACAGAUAUAUUAGGUCUACUUUAAACCUCACUCCCCAAAGCGAUAUUUCAUGUUACCCACACCUACGCCAAUAAAAUAAACUCUCAGAAGAAAACAAUUUAAUAUAUUUUUUGAUUAUUAUUUUUUAGUUCUUUCAGUCAACAUUCUAUGGCAUGCUUUCUCAUGAUCCACAGAAUAUGAUAUGUAAAUACAUAAAAAAACGAAUAGAUUUCAAACUAAAUCUACAAUGGAGGAAAAAAACUAAGAAAUUAAAACUCAAAACAAUACUGCUGUAUAGAAGGUGUAUUAGCCUGCACAUUUUUAGGGCUGUGCAUUUUAUUUUAUUUUUGAGACUUGUAUAUAUUUUAUUUGGUCUUUAAUUUGUUUUCCCCUGUACUAGAGUGUGUAGAAGACAAAAAUAAUCCAAAACAAAAAUGAUUCAGAAAACAAAUGAAAAAACACAUAACCAAUUAUGUUAAUUGUGUCUUGUGUGUACUGCAGAGCUGCGGCUAUAUUGAAGUAGAAGGCUUUUUUCUUAUUAUUAUUAUACUACUAUUAUUAUUAUAUUAUUAUUUCUUUUACCUUAGAGAAACACUUUACUAUUGUGUUUAUAUGUAUAUAAAGGAAUCACAAUGUUGGUCUCUACCUCUUGAGCUCAAUUACUUGGUUUGUCUACCUCCACAAGUUUAUCAUUUCAUGUGGAGAUUUAAAAAUAAAACUUGAAUGUCCCUUCCAGCUUUUAUAUUGAAAUAAAUAAAACACAUGCAAGUUUCUUCUUCACUCAUUUGAAAAACGAUUAAAAAUUUGCCAGAGGUGGGUUGCAUACUAUCAUGUCAUUGUAUUAAAAACCCUAUCAAUAGCCAAGCAAUUACAGACUGUUAGUUGACAUUGAGUCAUACAUUUGAUAGGCUAUGACCCCCCCCCCCCCCCCCCCCCGUUUCCCUGUGUAAUAUGUAUGUGAAGAUGCUAGUAUCUUUUCUUCAAGAGAUUUUGGGUUGUAAUGAAGUACAAAAACCCACUGAUGCUCAUUUUAAACGUGUACAAAAAAAUAACGCAGACUAACUUGAACCUGCAACUGAUAUUUGGGCAAAAUUUGGAUAGAUACUACUUGUGCUGUCACACAUUUUAUAAGACAUUUGAAGUUUAUACUCAGAGGUAAUGUAAUUUGAAUACAAUUUACGAUAAAUAUAUCUAUAAAGCUCUGCUUACAAGGACCUUAAAGCCAAUGUGAAGUUGAGACCGGAAUUGACUCCUCGGAUGUACUCACGUGUGUGUUGGGAAAAAUGGCCGGUUUCUAAAAGUGUAGAUUUGAAGUACAGUGGUGAAACUCAUUAAAUGUGACAUUUAAAGAACGUCAGUGCUGUGGCUUUUAUUCUUCUUCCUGCUUCAUUAUAGACCUAGACUGUUGCGUAGAAUAUGUAGAUCAUGUAUUAUACAUAAUGUCUGAUUUCAUCCUGGUUGAAUGGGUGGUCCCGUGUGGCUCAGUUGGUAGAGCGUGGAGCUUGCAACGCCAGGGUUGUGGGUUUGAUUUACAACUUACUGUAAGUCGCUCUAGAUAAGAACAUCUGCUAAAUGACUAAAAUGUAAAAUUGUGUGAUUAUUUCAGGACUUUUACUGCCACCCAGUGGAGGACAUUAUCUUUAACAGUCUAAGCAUUUCCAAAAAAUGUGAGCACGUGAUAUACAAUCAAAUCGCAUUGCUUUCACAUUGGAUUUUACCAUGGUAUAUUCCACUGAGGGGAAGUGUACAUCAAUAUAGACAGAAUCUCAAUUAUUGUCCAUAUUAAAGGUGCUCUAUGCAACAAGUCCAACGACAACAGCCCUUAAUGUCUAUGAUAUAUCUGUAACAGUAAAUGAAUACAAUUCCUUAAGAAAAAUAAAGAAUGUUGAACAUUG
Messenger RNA from Salvelinus fontinalis (brook trout), 6118 nucleotides. RefSeq names its product serine/threonine-protein kinase NLK-like. Gene Ontology annotation, molecular function: MAP kinase activity; ATP binding. The coding region runs from base 1183 to 2757 and encodes 524 amino acids. The record is from RefSeq and is a predicted model, not a curated record. The transcript is spliced from 11 exons. Gene Ontology annotation, biological process: protein phosphorylation; intracellular signal transduction. NCBI's taxonomy places the organism in Eukaryota, Metazoa, Chordata, Actinopteri, Salmoniformes, Salmonidae. Gene Ontology annotation, cellular component: nucleus; cytoplasm.